UCAGUCAUCCAUUGCUCAUGCUAGAGUAAAGUUUGUGGAAACGCUUGAACCAUGUUUCCAUUAUUCGUCAUUUUGGGACUGAUGGUUGUAAUUGUGCUGAUUCUAUAUCUAAUAAGCUUUCACACAUAUUGGCAGAGAAGAGGUGUAUGCCAGUUAACACCAUUGCCGCUGGUGGGAAACUAUCAGGGACUGGGCAGUAGCUAUCAUUUUCGAGAUGUCAAUCAACAAUUGUAUAAUCAUUUUAAAAGCAAAGGCCAGGCCUUUGGUGGCAUCUAUGUGUUCAUGAAGAGAGCAGCGUUGAUGGUGGACUUGGAUCUAAUCAAACUAAUUCUGAUAAAGGAUUUUGCCAACUUCCCGGAUCGUGGAGUUUACAAUAAUGCCGCAGAAGACCCUUUGUCGGCCCACAUGAUAGCAUUGGAGGGCGAAGAAUGGCGUUGCAUGCGUCAUAAAUUGACUCCUACAUUUACUGCAUCUAAAAUGAAAUACAUGUUUCCCACGGUGGUUAAAGUGGGUGAACGCUUUGCCAAGACCAUGGCAGAAAAUAGAGGCCCUACUGGGGUGUUGGAGCUUAAAGAUCUCUGUGGACGUUUUACCACCGAUGUCAUAGGCAAUGCCGUUUUUGGCAUAGACUCCAAUUGCCUUAAAAACCCCCAAGAGGAAUUUCGCAAGAUGGGUAACUCUGUGCUGACCGAUAAACGUCAUCAUGCAGUAGUGGAACAAUUCAUACUCACCAAUCCUGCUAUAGCCAAGAAAUUUCAUAUGAAACUCUUCAAAGAUGAUAUGACAAAAUAUUUUCUGAAUUUGGUUCAGCAUAUCAUGCAGCAGCGUUUAGAAAAUAAUGAGAAAAGAAAAGAUUUUAUGGAUUUGCUGUUGGAGCUAAAGGCCCAGGAUGAGGAAUUGCUUAAGGCUGAAGGCCGAGGAAUUGAUUUGUCUCAUGGUUUGACUUUGGAACAAAUCACUGCCCAAUUAUUUUCAUUUUUAAUAGCAGGCUUUGAAUCAUCCUCCACCACCAUGGCCUUUUGUCUAUACGAAUUGGCAUGUCAUCAAGAUUUGCAGGACAAAUUAAGGGAAGAAGUUGUGAACGCCCUUAAAGAGAAUCAAGGUGAAUUGUCAUUUGAGGCUAUACAGGCCAUGGGCUAUUUGGAUCAAGUAAUAUCGGAAACCUUGCGUCUCUAUGCUCCUUUAUCCUACUUGGCUAGAGUAACAAAAAAUGAUUAUCGCAUUGCCAACUCCUCGCAUGUCAUUGAGAAGGGCACCAUGGUUAUAAUCCCCACCGAUGCCAUACAUCGCGAUCCCGAAUAUUUUCCCCAGCCAAAUGUCUUCAACCCUGACAAUUUUGAGCCCAGUGUCUGCAGCCAACGCCAUAGCUGUACUUUUAUGCCUUUUGGUGAUGGUCCCCGAAAUUGCAUUGGUUUAAGAUUUGGCAAAAUGCAAACCAAAAUUGGGUUGGUGUCUUUGCUAAGGCGGUUUCGUUUUGAAUGCUGCCCUUUGACCGAAAAACCUAUACAAAUUGACAAGGGUUCCUUCUUUUUGGCCGCAAAGCAUGGCAUACAACUAAAGGUAGUCGAUUUGGAGAGUGGAUUUUAAUAUUUAUAAGCACUCUUUGAACAAAUAUAAACUAUAACCAGUAUAACAACA
This is a messenger RNA of Stomoxys calcitrans (stable fly), 1638 nucleotides long. RefSeq names its product probable cytochrome P450 6a14. The transcript is spliced from 2 exons. Gene Ontology annotation, molecular function: monooxygenase activity; iron ion binding; heme binding. Bases 52 to 1587 code for a protein of 511 amino acids. The record is from RefSeq and is a predicted model, not a curated record. NCBI's taxonomy places the organism in Eukaryota, Metazoa, Arthropoda, Insecta, Diptera, Muscidae.